CUCCCUCAGUUUACGUCUACGGCCAGACCCAAAGGAGUCGCCAAAACAGUCUGGAGCAGCGCCAGCGAUGCAAGCUGUGCUCCUCACGCUGACCCUGUGCGCUCUGCAGCUCUGCCCGGCCGUUCUAGGAGGCCCGCAGCACCAGCGGUUCGUGCUAGGCGGUGGCUGGCCGCUCAAGUUGACCAGGGUACACAACUUUGCUUGGAAGAAUUGUGAUCCUUCAGACCCAGCUCGGAUCAAAAGCCUGAAUAUAAUUCCAGACCCAAUUCGCAUCCCAGGAGAUGUGACAGUCAGUGUCUCAGGUGCCACCACUAUAACUUUGGAAGCUCCUAUGACGGCAAUUGUUACUUUAGAGAAGAAGAUUGGUGAUAUGUGGCUAAAAGUUCCCUGUGUUGACCAGCUUGGAAGUUGCACUUAUGAUGAUGUUUGUGCUAUCUUGGACAGUUUGGUCCCUCCAGGCCAGCCAUGUCCAGAACCUUUGCACUCUUAUGGCAUUCCUUGCCGCUGCCCCUUCAAAGCAGGUUCUUACGGUCUGCCUUCUACAGACUUGUACAUACCCAACAUGGACUUGCCUUCUUUCCUCACCAAUGGGGACUACAGGCUAAAGGUUAUACUGAAGAAUCACGAACAAGAGUUUGGCUGUGUGAUGGUGUCCUUCUCACUGCAUGCAGAGAGUCGCUGGUUCUGGUGGUGAUUGCAGUGCAGACGUCUGUUGCCAAGUGCCCUGUUUCCUUCCUGCACUUUCUGUCCCAUUGGCGUGCUAGUGCUGAGACAUACUUUUCAGCCUUAAGGGGAAGGGGAAUAAGUAUUGCUUUUAUGAUUGCUCUUAAAUCUCUUGGAGGUGCAGCCUAACUCAGUGAAGAAGUGUUCAUAAAUAUUUUUAACACAAAACUAAUAUUUCUAUGACCAGCCAGUAUUCAUUUGCUGAUUAAGAUAAGGGUUGCUUCGCACAGGAUAUUUGUCCUACAUGGGAAUAGAACAGAAAUAUAUAAUUGUCACAUGUGUAGAUCCUGUAAAUGCAUGUAUGUGUAUUGAGAAUACACCUCCAAGCAUGUGCACGUUCAACAAAAUAGGUGAGCUAUGUAUAAAAUUAUGUAUGAAUUCUCCUUACAUCCAAGGUUCUCAAAUGAUGGGGAGGGUCCCAAAGAGGCACUAAAAUGGUUUGUACUCUGGGCAAGUAUUGAUUGGUGGAUUGAAAUAUGUCUGAGCAAACUCAAUUUCCUCCUUCCCACCUCUGCUAAGGGCCUGAUUCUGGCUUCUUCAUUCUUGCUCCCAUCAUUUACAAGAGAGGUUGCAAUUCUGAUAGCAGUGCCCAUUUCAGCCAGCUUCAUUCUGUCACUCCCAGUUGGAGCUAAUGAGUGAGUAAAGGAAUCUUGAACAAAGCCACAAGAGUAGAAACAGUGAGACAGAUGGAAAAUGGAGCAAGCUCCUACUUAAAGAAAAGAUAGUAUCUGUUUACUCCAAGUUGUAGAUCUUUUGCUACUUGUUAUAGAUAACACUACAUGGAACACAUCUCCAUGUGCCCAUCUUUUAAACAUUUUAUGGUGCUUGGUUGAAAACAAUGGUCCAAAAGAUAGAGAAAGCAGUGCCUGUAGGGAGAUUCAAAAAGUUUGCAAAAUAAAUGGCCUUUUUCUCCUACAUAAAGGUGGGGGGCAGGAAUCAUGUGUGAAGUAGCCCUUAUACACAUACUUAAUUUUAUUCAUUAUGCACAACAGUUUUGGUUCUGAUCGUGCAUUGGCUUGUAUGGAGGUGGCUCUUGCCUUUCAAGUCAGCCUCUGGCAUCAUCAGGAAGAAAAUAGCGUGAAGAUCUGUGCAGAUAAUUCUGAAUUCUUUUACAUUUCAUGUGGAAGACUACUAACAUUCCUAGAAAGGACCAAAUGGUUGUAGAUCUGUUGCAAAAUAUUGGUAGAUUAUUUGGGUACUCCUGAGAAAAACAACAGAUUUUCGUUUGUAUGGGCAUUUUCUUUUCUUGUUUAACUAGAGAAAGGUGGCUAUUGAUCUUUGAUUUUUUUAAAAAUUAGCACUGCCAACCUAGGCAGAGUUAUGCUAUUCUCAAUUCACUGAAGUCUCUGGUCUUAGAAGGGUGUAACUUGGUUUAGGAGUGUGACUGAUUUCACACUCAGGUCAGAGUCCGGAAAUAUCAGGCUCUCUUACAUUCAAAGAGGAAUGGUCUUGACCACGAAACUAAAGAGGAGCAAACUGAUUGGCUUUUGAACAUUGCAAGCUGUAUUGUUUUGGAGAUCCAGCAACUCUGUAGUUAACCAAGUAAUUUGAAGACAUGGAUGUUGGCUGGAUAGAUACUGUAUCAUAUGCUAAUAUCUGUGUAACUGAUUAUUGGAAUUUGGUUGAUGCAUUGUAUUCUGUUACAAAUGGUUGGACUAGGUUGUUUGGGAUUCUUGUUAACCAUUCAGUUCUGUGGAACAAUGAACAAAUUUGCUUGAUAUGUUACAUGUGUUGCCCUGGCAAAAAAAAAAUGUUGAUUGCACUCUGUUAGGCAUUCCACCUUCUAUAGUUUAUGGUUAAUAAUUUGACAGUCAAGAAUUUGAUAAGAUUUCUGACUAAUGAUUAAUUCUUAAGAUGCGAUCAUGCUUGAUUGAUGUUCAGAGGAACUCUUCUACUAGCCAUCCUACUUUCAGUAUGGUCAGUCCCCUCCCGUUCCCCUUCCCUCUCAAUAAAACCAUACACUUCUGUAUGGUUCUACAAGUUCUAAUGAAUUUGGACCUGUGAUCUGUGUAACAAGAGUAACGACAUACUUCAUCCUGUCCAUUACCCUUGAUGUUCAUGAGCUAAAUAGAACUCUGUCUUUAGUAUUAUCUCUUCCAGAAGUGUUAGGUAUUCUGCUAUUAUAACUUUCUUGAUUUUGUGCCAUUGCACUUAAUUUGAGAGGAUAGGCUAUCAUGAUUGUGCAUCCUGUUUCAUAUCUUAGUGCCGUCUACAUACGACACCCUCUGUCCUGCUCCUUCUUUAUACUUGACACGCUUCCCAAAUUAAAUCCCCUGCUACACACUACGUGCUCUGUGUUCCACUCUAAUCUACAUAAAUAUUAUGCAACAUUGAUAAAUUGAGAAAAUGUUGAUAGGUGGUCCAGAGAAUCUAAAAUAAGGAGGGAUGUCAUAGUACUUCUCUCUCUCCCUCUCCCUCUCCCUCUCCCUCUCCCUCUCCCCCUCCCUCCCUCCCUUGCCUAGUCCUAGGACUGUAGGGAAAAUGUCUUCGUACCCAUCAGUUCCAGUGAAAGAUUGUGAGGGAUCUUCCUGGAGAGAUCACGGUUCUGCACAAGUAUACCAUGCAGGGUUGCUUUGUUUUCUGUAGGCCCCUAAAUUGUAAAAUGUGUUUAAUAUGCAUGAGUUGAGGCAGGAAGUAGCACAUGACAAAGAAUUUCCUUGACUAGUUAAGGGGCAGACCAUACCCCUCCGGCCCUAUUCAUAGCUCUCUUGUUGGACCCAUAAUUGCUCCCAGUACACGUGUUGAAGAGACUGAAUCCCCCACACCCAUCCUGUGGUGCUGCAUAUGAAGUGUGUGGAUAAGGCACCAAUGCUUGACUUCUAAUCAUGCAAUUGCCAUUGUGCAGUUCAUUCAAAAUUGUUGCAUAGCAACCUUCUAGUACAUAACACUUUAAUGCAACUGUGCUGUUAAAGCAUGAUAAAAGACUUGCUUGAUUUUAGCCACUAAUGAUUUCCUGAUUAUGGCUAUAACACCAUAUAAUUACAUAGAUACAUGGAACAUGAGAAUUAUAACUUACGUACUUGUGGAAUGUUUUGUUUAGGAUACCUUUCAUUUUCCUUGAUUUACUGCAUUUAAGUUGAUGAUUGAUUUAUGUUGCUUUCAUUUGCUCUUUAAUCUCUUGAAUUAUUUUUUACCCCAAAUGCUGAUGAGAAACCAUGUUUUUUUGUUUGGGGCGGGGGGUGUCCAGUUUUGUGUUUUUAAAAAACUGAAUGGCCUUGAGUUCUGGUGCCAUAGGGAAAUACUGAAUAAAUCCUUUUUAUGGAUA
Molecule: messenger RNA, 3988 nt
Organism: Eublepharis macularius
Lineage: Eukaryota; Metazoa; Chordata; Lepidosauria; Squamata; Eublepharidae
Gene: GM2A
Product: ganglioside GM2 activator
Exons: 5
Coding region: 68-694 (208 amino acids)
Biological process (GO): lipid transport; ganglioside catabolic process
Cellular component (GO): cytoplasmic side of plasma membrane
Molecular function (GO): lipid carrier activity; enzyme activator activity
Source: RefSeq, a predicted model, not a curated record